Molecule: messenger RNA, 261 nt
Organism: Strongylus vulgaris
Lineage: Eukaryota; Metazoa; Nematoda; Chromadorea; Rhabditida; Strongylidae
Source: the annotation of a GenBank genome assembly
AUGUUACCCAUACACCAGUCCGCAAUUAAAGUUCCUCUUUCAGGUGGAGGUAACGUUAAGAUACCAACUGUGAAGUUAGAUUUCAAGGAAAAAGCAAAGCCGAAAAUCGAAGCUAAGUCGGAUUAUGUGCCACCGGUGCCGGAAAAGAAGAUGAUCUCACAAAAACUUAACUGGAAUGCACAAUCAAAGAUCGGCUCAUUGGACAAUGUAAAACAUAAGCCAGCAGGCGGUAAUGUGCAGGUACGCGACAAAUUUGUUCGA